GUGACGAGUAGCUACACGCGGGACGAGUGCGUCAUCGAGAUGACGCUCAAGUACGACGCGGCCUACCCGCUCCGGGCUUUGGCCGUCGACUUCGGGAGCCACCAGGGCAUCGAGGAGAAGACGGCGCGGCGCUGGGCGCUCCAGCUCCGCGCGUCCGCGUCGCUGAAGUCGACGCACGCGGCGGUGCUAGGCUGGCGCGAGAACGUGGACCUCGAGUUCGACGGCGUCGAGCCCUGCCCGAUCUGCUACGGCGUGCUCCACCCCAAGUCGAAAAGGCUGCCCCACCUCGAGUGCCGCCAGUGCCACAACAAGUUCCACGCGUCCUGCCUCGCCCACUGGUUCUCCACGUCCCACAAGCACCUCUGCGUCGUCUGCCAG
Messenger RNA from Aureococcus anophagefferens, 378 nucleotides. RefSeq lists its product as hypothetical. The annotation marks the transcript as partial. The transcript has a single exon. Gene Ontology annotation, molecular function: ribosomal large subunit binding; ubiquitin protein ligase activity. The record is from RefSeq and is a predicted model, not a curated record. NCBI's taxonomy places the organism in Eukaryota, Pelagophyceae, Pelagomonadales, Pelagomonadaceae. Gene Ontology annotation, cellular component: cytosol; RQC complex. Gene Ontology annotation, biological process: ribosome-associated ubiquitin-dependent protein catabolic process; rescue of stalled cytosolic ribosome.